Messenger RNA from Durusdinium trenchii, 759 nucleotides. Lineage: Eukaryota; Dinophyceae; Suessiales; Symbiodiniaceae. The record is from the annotation of a GenBank genome assembly.
AUGUCGCGCCGCGCCAAAUCCAACGUGUUGGUCCGACCGAUGUGCGUUUGGUUUGGAACACGGUGUAUGCCGAAAAAAACUGGUACGUGCUCGUACGUGCGUGCUCAUGUCCUUACGCUGUCGGUGGACCACGCGCUGUCCGCGCCGCCCGUUGUCCACGGCGAGUUGUGGGAGUGCUUUCAGCUCCACUGUGCUGCACAACGAAGAAGUCUUCCCAAUGCCAAACAGACUGAGCCAAUCCAAAGUGCGAAGAACGAGAACCAAGACGACCACGGUCAUAACACAAUCUUCUCGGACGAGCAGACGAUCUUGUAUGAGCAAGAGGGGAAUGGACACUUUGAAGUGCGAGUGCUGGGAGAUUGGCAGAAGAAGGAGCUGAAGAGGGGCGAGAACAAGGAUGACUUACCCAGCAUCAGUCAGGCGCGCUUCAACAAAACGGAAACCCACCUGGCUUGCUGCGGCUUCAAGGGGCUACAAGUUUUCUCCCUGGAUGGAUCCAUGCCAGUGCCGCCAGCGGCUCCGCCGGCGGCCACACCAGCGGCGACCCCGGCAGCUGCCGCUGCUACGGACGCAGCGCCAGCAGCCGAGGCACCAGCAGCCGAGGCACCAGCGGAGCCAGCAGCAGAGGCGGCACCGGCAGCUGAAGCAGCCCCAGGUGAGGCGGUGCCAGUCGAAGAGGCGGUGCCAGCUGAAGCUGCGCCGGCAGAUGCGCCAGCGGAGAAACCUGCUGAGGGGGAAGCAGAAGCUCUUGCAGCAUGA